Myzus persicae (green peach aphid) is the source of this 4884-nucleotide messenger RNA. RefSeq names its product disintegrin and metalloproteinase domain-containing protein 9 (gene Meltrin). The transcript has 18 exons. The record is from RefSeq and is a predicted model, not a curated record. Gene Ontology annotation, biological process: membrane protein ectodomain proteolysis. Lineage: Eukaryota; Metazoa; Arthropoda; Insecta; Hemiptera; Aphididae. Gene Ontology annotation, molecular function: metalloendopeptidase activity. Bases 339 to 4079 code for a protein of 1246 amino acids.
GACUCAAGAGGAAGUGGAAAUGGUAAAAAAUAAAAAUCGUGAUAGUUUUUUUUUUUUUAAUAACGUUUAGUUAAUUAUCAUUCGCUCAUCUGUUCCGUCCGCUUAUGUGUAGGGUUCGUCGUGCCGCACGUGAAAUAAUUGAAUUCUAUUAUAAUAUUGUAACUGUUUAAUAUUUAAUAUCAAAAUUUUCAUUUUUAUGGUUAUUUUUCGAUUACAUUGCUAAGUAUUACCUACACAGUCUUAUAUCAACAGUAUUACAAUUUUUAUACUCAUUAUUUUUUACUACACUGGUGUACAAUUUAACAACAUACUGAGCUUGAUGAACGUUCAUCGGCGAUAUGCUCACCACAAAGGAUCAUCAUCAUAUACCGCUUAUUGUCAAAGUGCUAGUUUUCAUACUCUUAACAUUAGUCCAUAUUCAAUGUGUUUGCUGUGGAAUGACUGACCAAAUUGAUAAUCAAUUCAAUAAUUAUGCAUUUAUUGAACCUAAAUUAUUUAAUGCAAGACAUAAAAGAGAGAUUCAAUCAACCAAAAUAAAUCCGAAUGGCCUGGAGCAUGCCCAUGGUAUUACCUUAAUAUUUGUCGACAAACAACAAGAAUAUAUUAUUGAUCUCAGCCUCAAUAGAGGACUAAUUCCAGUUCAUUAUUUUGAAAAACAUCAGAAAAAUGGAGCUCAUGUAAUAAAUAGACCAAAAGCAAACGAACUUGAAUUUUGCAAUUAUAAUGGUAAAAUUCGUGAUUUGCCAAAUUCCUGGGCAGCAAUUUCUACAUGUGAUGGCAUAAGAGGAAUGUUUUUUGAUGGAAUUUCAUACCAUUAUAUUGAAAAUGUUGAACUCAAAUCAGGUGAUAAGUACCAUAUUUUGUACAAACAUGAAAAUCUUAGAACUAAUUAUACCUGUGGAUUUCCUAGUACUACUGAAUUUACCUCUAACGAAAUCAAAUACAAAAAAAGAAACACAAGGUCUUUGAAGUCUUUGAAGCCUUUGAAGGGACCUUACAAUCAAAAUGACAAAUCUAGAUUUAUUGAAUUGGUAAUUGUUGUUGACCAAGAAGAGUAUAAGUCUUUUAAUAGUGAACUGCCAAAAGUCUAUCAGCAUACUAAAGAUAUUGCAAAUAUAAUAAAUUCUCUUUAUAUACCACUAAACAUAUUCGUUGCGCUCGUUGGAGUGGUCGUGUGGACCGAAUAUAAUGAAAUUACAUUAGUGUCAAAUGGUGACACUACAUUGACUAAUUUCUUAAGCUAUCGUCGUGAACAUCUUGUCAAAGAUCAUCCUAAUGAUAAUGCUCAAUUACUAACAAAAGUACAAUUUGAGAACGGUAUUGUUGGUAAAGCUUUAAAAGGACCCAUAUGUACUUAUGAAUUUAGUGGUGGUGUAAACAGCGACCAUAGUUUUGUACAAGGUUUGGUAGCGACAACUAUAGCUCAUGAAAUAGGUCAUAAUUUGGGUAUGGAACAUGAUACACCUGAAUGUGACUGUCCCAAUGAAAGAUGUGUUAUGGCGCCUUCCUCGGGGUCACUGAGUCCAACCCACUGGAGUUCUUGUAGUAUGGAAUAUUUAGCGUUAGCGUUUGAGCAUGGAAUGGACUACUGUUUGAGAAAUAAACCUGCUAGAUUAUUUGAAAGCCCAGAGUGUGGUAAUAAUUUUGUAGAAGAUGGAGAACAGUGUGAUUGUGGGGUAAAAGAUAUGUGCACCAAUCCUUGUUGCAAUCCAGAUACGUGUAUGUUUUAUGAAAACGCCACUUGUGCUACAGGGCAAUGUUGUGACUUAAAUACUUGCCAUUUUAAGUUUGCCGGUGUGGAAUGUAGAUCAGCUUCACAUGAAUGUGAUUUACCUGAGUACUGUACCGGAGAUUCAGAGUACUGUCCUGAUAAUGUGUUCAAAUUUGAUGGAUCCACUUGUGAAAAAAAUCAGGCAUUUUGCUUUAAUGGAUCUUGCCGUACACAUGCAGAUCAAUGUCGUUUAUUAUGGGGUCCCACUGGGGAAUCAUCAGCAAAAGAGUGUUAUCAAAUGAAUAAUAGGGGUUCACCACAAGGUAACUGUGGUUACAAUCGCCUGAACAAGUCCUAUGUAAAAUGUGCACAGGAUAAUGUACAAUGUGGCAUGUUGCAAUGUAAGCACAAGAAUGAGCGCUUAGAAUUUGGUAUGGAGACUGUAUCCACUGUAUCGCACACAUUUAUUAACCGUGAUGGAUUAAUGAUACCUUGUAGAACUGCUAUUGUAGACUUGGGUCUUAAUGAUGUUGAUCCUGGUUUAACACCGGAUGGUGCAAAAUGUGGUGAAAAUAAGAUGUGUGUGAAACAAAAAUGCAUGGCAGUGAAGGAUUUCAGAGCAAUUAAUAAUAAUUGUGGAAAUGAUUGCAAUGGCAAUGGAGUAUGUAACAGCAAAGGCAAUUGCCACUGUAAAACUGGUUAUGCGCCACCAUACUGUGAUCAUCCUGGUCCUGGUGGGAGUGAUGAUUCUGGACCAGCAUCUAGUCCAAACACAUUCAAAGGAUUCAUGACAGGAAUGUAUGUUCUAACAUUUGGGGCCAUUCCACUCUUGUUAGCUGUUUUGUUAUUUGCCUAUUGUUCUAAGAAUCAUCGUUCACCAUCCGACUGGAAUAAAGCUAACCGCAAAAAGCUAUCCAAUGAUUCAGAAGUCGGUAACAAACCUAAUGGUACUGUAUCACCUUCGAGUACAUUAUUGAUAGACAAUCAAAAACCACCGACACUUCAUGCGGAUCUGGUAGGUAACUACAAAGGAUUUAGCAUCAAACCGUUAGUACCCAACGAACAUCCGGUUGUCUCUCGAACGCCAAUCAGACCGGCACCUUCUGCACCUGCCUCGGUUGCCGUGACGAAUGAAAGAGGUGGUAGGCUACAGAUAAGUCAACCAGUCUUGGACGCGACUACGUCAUCUGCCGUGCACAAGUUGGUUUCGGUACCUUCGAAACCGGCUCCACCCGUACCGACCGCGGCCAGACCUGCGUCGAUGAUGGCGGUGGACAACAAAAAUAGUAAUGGCGGCGGCGGAGGGGGAGGGUACCCGACACUGCGCAGGAUAACGUCGUUUAUGAAAAACCAAAAGACCGACGAGAAAAAACACACGAUCCCUCGCGCCAACACCAAGUUUGACAAAGAGGUAUUGAAAAAACUAGAAAUAUCAAACCCGAUCCUACAGAAGGAAAUAAACGUACCGUCGGAACCGUUGCCACUGGAGGCGGACCAACACAAAGCUGUCGUGCUCAGGGCGCAGAGUCUGCGCAUCGCCAACAACGCCAAUCACAGGCCUCGCGUACCGAACUUCGGGUCGAUGAAGUGCAAACGGCCCACCAGCGUUGCCGCCACGACGGCGGCGUCGUCUGCCGUCUCCUGUUCGAGGCCCACUUCGCCACCGCCGCCCCGACCGCUGGCUUCACACCCAGUCCAGACCCAAGUCGACUACCAGAUACCGCGACCGCUUGUGACCGACGGCGACCGGCCCGCAAACGGCAGUUGCGAGGAGCCGCUCUCGGAGAACAUCUAUUCGGUGAUCGACGAACGCCCCUCGACGGACGUGGACGAGGACGAUUCCUGCGCGUACAAAGUGCCCAGGUCAUUAGAGAGUUCGUUGCUGGGCGAGAUCGUGUCGGCGAUACAGGAACGCAAUCAUGAGUCCAUUUACACCAGUAAACCAGGCGUCGAUGUUCCGCCGCAGCAGCAGACUUACGAAAACUAUAAGUUGUCGCCGGCUAGUUCGACCACCAGUUCUGGGUACAUGCGCCCCGUGGAUGUCAAGUCACGGGCCGCCUCGUACGAUCAGCCGGACUUAGUCAAGAACUGUGACGAAAACCGUUCUUUGAACCCUUCGCCGGACGUGCUCGAGGCCAAAAAGCAACCUACAGCCGAUAAACCAACCGUUCUGUUUCCAAAACCGGUUGUCGGUGUGGCCAGCAAGUUGGCGUUAACAGCCACGGUCGGUCUGAAAAAAAAACUUUCGGACGGUAGUCGAUACCCUUCAAAAGGUGUGGCCAACAUUCAGAAGAAAUUUGAAAGCCACGGAAAUGUACUGAAAAACCCUCCAGUAUCGGCCAAACCAACCAUCACUGGCAACAGGUAAAGGUAGCCGACAAAAACUGCACAAGGAUGUUUUAUUAUUAUUAUUUGUUUUUUGGGGGGUAGACGAAAGACUGCUGUCAUGAUACCCGCUUUUUUAUAUACAAUUUUUUACAUACACAAUGGUGCUUAUAUUUAUCAUUUUUAUUUCGGAGUUAAUUACUCAUGUGUAAAUAUUUUGGUGUACAUAAAGUAUUGUUUUAUUCCUUUGAACAAAAUGACUUAUAAAAAAAAAAACUUAAUGUGAUAAACUUUACUCAAAAUUAAAUUUAUUUGUGUUCAAAAAGUGUUAGUUCCUUUACAGAAAAUAUUGCAAAUUUCAAUUUCUCGGAUUAGUAUUAUAAUAUUAUUUUCAUUUUUAAGUAUACUCUUCAUGCCAAGCAUCAAAUUUAAUAUGUAUAGAUAGUUAACCAAACCUUCCGGGUGCAUUAUUUACCGAUGGCUUCAUGGCUUAUAACUCUAUUCAUAAUUUUUAUUUAUUUUCUCUACUUUUUAUUUUACUAGUCAUUAUGUUUAAUACUUUAAUGUGAAGUUUAUAUAUAUAUUAUUCUAUAUGUGUUUUGUGUUCAUGUACCUAUUAUACAUUUUCAUCUUCGUGCUUUUUAUAGGCUUUAUUAUACCAGCUAAUGCUCUCUGUCUACAAAUCUUAACGACUAUAUUUGCUAAUUGCUAAACAGUGUAAUUUGUUUUUUUUUUUAAUUCCACGCUGCUAGAUUUAUAUGUAUUUUUUUUUUUCGCAAAUAUUUACUUCAAAGGAAAAAUAAAUAAAAGACACUAAUGUUAUUGACGCCAAAGGCUCAUGUUCCUCA